AAGAACUCCCCGAUCCAACGACGAUGGAAUCACCGACAAAGCGGCUCAAGACGGCGCUGUGCCUUGACACACAAGAUCCUGCUUUGGAGGAGGCGCUGGAAGUCGACGCACUGAAAGAUGUCGUGGUGAGCCCCCUUGCAACUUUGUCUGCCAACGGAGAUGGAAGUGACGAGGACGACGAGUCGCUGGACGUCGGCGAGCGACUCUGCCGUUGGCUUGAAGCGAACGGUGCCGAGUUGUCCAAGCUUCGCAUUGAAACAUAUGCGCCAGAAGUGCGCGGCGUUCACGCACGCGAUACGUUCGCGGCCAAAGAGCGGGUCAUGCGGAUUCCUCUGAACUGCCUCAUCACGGUCGAGAUGGGCAAGGCGACUGAGCUCGGCCAACGGCUGCUCCACCUCGAGUUCGGAGCCCCCAAGCAUAUCUACCUCAUGAUGUUCCUUCUCACAGACAUGGAGCUUGGGAAUGGUUCGUUCUUCAAGUGCUACUACGACUCCCUGCCCUCGUCCCUCUCCAACAUGCCGAUCUUCUGGACCGCCCACGAACUCGCGUGGCUGCAAGGCUCCCACAUCCUCCAUCUCAUCGAAGACAGAAAGGCGGCCAUCGAGCGCGACUACCGUACGAUUUGUAACGAAGUGCCUGAUUUUGGUUCUCGGUUUACGCUCGAUCGGUUUGCGUGGGCCCGGAUGAUUGUGUGCAGCCGCAAUUUCGGGAUCACCAUUGACGGCAUCAAGACAGCAGCUCUGGUGCCAUACGCAGACAUGCUCAACCACUUUCGUCCCCGCGAAACGUGCUGGACAUACGAUGCGUCGGCCAUGGGGUUUACGAUCACGGCGUUGCAUUCAAUUCCAGCAGGUGCCCAAGUGUAUGACUCGUAUGGGAAGAAAUGCAACCACAGGUUUCUGUUGAAUUACGGGUUUGCCGUCAAGGACAACGUCGAAGCUGACGGCCGCAACCCGAACGAAGUGUGGAUUCCCCUGUCGUUUCUUCCCAACGAGUCGCCCCUGCUAACGUCCGCCAAACGCCAGUACGAACUCCUUGAUCAAUAUUAUCCAAACGUAUAUAUAUAUUAUAUAUAUAUAUACAUUCAUAUACAAUAUGCCCUAGAUACUUGCACGAUAGUGGUGUGCACUCGAUGGACUGUCGCUUCAGCACGUGUCAUUCCGACGUCAAUACCCGCGAAGGGCUCAGUUUUCUGCGGCUGAUCGUGUCCUCCGACGCCGAAUUUGAACGGAUGGCGGCGACGGCGCCGGCGCACGCGGUGCCGCCUCUGUCCCUGGACAACGAGCGGCGGGCUCUGCAGCAUCUGGGGGCCCUGGCGACGGUUCAGCUGUACCAGUAUGCGACGACGUUGGCCGACGACACCGCCAUGCUCGAGUCUGGUGCAAUUGAUCCGUUUUCAAAUCGAGCUCAAGCUCUGUACUUUGUCCGAGGUGAAAAGCAAGUGUGCGCACAUUUCCAGCAACUUGCUCAUGAAGCGCAGCGGGUGCUAUCGCUGCCGCCGCAUGAGGCCGCGUCCGUCUGCCGAGACAUGUACGAAGACGCUGAUGACGUGAUGAGUUGCUACCUGGCCGAUGUGAUUGGGUACCUGGUGCCAGCAUCACACAACAAGCAAGACGACGAACUAGUAGGAGUGCAUGCUGCUAGUACUACUACCGCCAACGAUGUAUAGAUGAUGAUGAUGAUGGACAUCGGUGAAAUCUAACUAGACCCGCUGAGUUCGGUGGUGUGGUGUUAUUGCGAA
Molecule: messenger RNA, 1741 nt
Organism: Aphanomyces astaci
Lineage: Eukaryota; Oomycota; Saprolegniomycetes; Saprolegniales; Verrucalvaceae
Exons: 5
Coding region: 24-1202 (392 amino acids)
Biological process (GO): peptidyl-lysine monomethylation
Molecular function (GO): protein-lysine N-methyltransferase activity
Source: RefSeq, a predicted model, not a curated record